Salmo salar (Atlantic salmon) is the source of this 1990-nucleotide messenger RNA. Lineage: Eukaryota; Metazoa; Chordata; Actinopteri; Salmoniformes; Salmonidae. The record is from RefSeq and is a predicted model, not a curated record.
UAGACGAUAGUAGACAAUAGUAUUAUUAGUGAAAGGGGGUGUUGUUGAACAUUUUCUUGACAUUACUCGACUUUUAUAGAUCACGCAAAAUGUUAUCCAGGAACUUUCUGAAGUAAUUGUAGGCUACUUGAGACGUUUAAUUUUGCUAACUUAAUUACGAUAUUUAAAUAGAUGUUUGAUUUCUCUGGUCUAGGGGCGCAUCAGUUGCAGCCUUGAGAAUCGAAUUUUCUCUCCGCAACUCCCUUGUCAUUAUCUGAACACUACAACAAAGUAGUCUGACUGUACUGUAGGCUACAACGUUUCAUAUCCUACAAAGAAGCAAUAGCUUCCACAAUGGAUCGGGCAAUCGGAAGAGAGGCAAGAUUGUCGUGGAAAUAUUUGGUCAAUCAUAUUUCACAAAUACCGGAUUAUGACAAAGCUAGCCCGUUCCCCUCUACCCUCCCGGAGUCCCCAGGUCAAACGUCUCCCAGUACUGCUUUACUGCUGGGUCUGGUUGACUGCAGGAAAACACCGGGGCAGAGUGGAACUAAGAGAGGAGGAGGAGAAGAUAAGGAAGAUGGAGAUUUGUUUUCAUUAAGUAAGAACCAUGGGGACAUCCCUAAUCGUUGCACUCUUAGUGGGAGGGGCUUAUCAUCUGGGGAGCCUCAACAACGUCAUGAUGCUGACAAGAAAGAGAAGAGUCUCUCCAGAUCAGAACACCUCAAGAAACACCAGCAUAGAGGUAUAGGGAAGAAACCUCACCACUGCUGCUCUGACUGUGGGAAUAGUUUUGCUAAACAGAAGGAGUUUAUAUUUCACCAGCGGAUUCACACCGGUGUGAAACCGUACCACUGCUCUCAGUGUGGGAAGGGUUUUUCUGCAUCUAAAACCUUAAAAUCUCAUCAGAGAAUUCAUACUGGGGAGAGCCCUUACCCCUGCUUUGAUUGUGGGAAAUGCUUCAAUAAAUUAGGAGCCCUGACUACACACCAACGCAUACACACAGGAGAGAAGCCUUAUAGCUGUGAUCAGUGUGGGAAUAGUUUCGCUCGAGAUUCCACCCUGACUGCACACCAACGCAUACACACAGGAGAGAAGCCUUAUAGCUGUGAUCAGUGUGGGAAGAGCUUCAGUCAUUCAGGAGACCUGACUAGACACAAACGCAUACACACAGGAGAGAAGCCUUAUAGCUGUGAUCAGUGUGGGAGGAGCUUCAAUCAGUCAGGAGACCUGACUACACACCAACGCAUACACACAGGAGAGAAGCCUUAUAGCUGUGAUCAGUGUGGGAAGAGCUUCAAUCAAUCAGUACACCUGACUAGACACCAGCGAAUACACACAGGAGAGAAAUCUUAUAGCUGUGAUCAGUGUGGAAAGAGUUUUGCUCUAGAUUUCAACCUGACAACACACCAGCGAAUACACACAGGAGAGAAGCCUUACUCCUGUCUAUGUGGAAAGAGCUUUGCUCAUUCAGCAUCACUGAAAAAUCACCAGAAUGCACAAACAUGUCAUCCUUCAUCUCCCUCCUCUCUGGCACUGGUUCCAGAUCCCUAAAUUAUGUUUCAAUAGAAAACAUCUUGUAAAGAGUCAUCCAACUCCCAUUCUCUAUCAGUUUACUAAGGCUGAUAACCAUGGUAACCUGUAUAGCAUAAUAUGCAACUCUGGAUCCAUAUGUAUCAGGUGUGUUGGAGUAGGAGUGCUAAUCUAGGAUCAGGUCCUCUGUCCAUGUAUUCUCAUUUUGAUCUAAAUGGCUUAAUGUCAUCAUUAAGCCAUUUGUGUGUAGAGGGGGAUGUUGAGGUGGGUGGGGGUGUUCAGAGCUGUAUCUUAUUUAAAUAAUUCUUAUUAUCCAUUGUGUAAUAAUGUUUCAACAAUACUAGGUGUGUAUUCAUGUAUGCAGUUGUCGUGUCUUUGGCUAUGCCGGAUUAAGUGAUAUGACAUGCUAACCUAUAAAAUUCUUUCUCUGUAAUUAAUAUUACCUGAUUAAGCUAAUCAUGUAAAUGUAAUUAACUAGAAA